Molecule: messenger RNA, 1512 nt
Organism: Miniopterus natalensis
Lineage: Eukaryota; Metazoa; Chordata; Mammalia; Chiroptera; Miniopteridae
Gene: ADAP1
Product: ArfGAP with dual PH domains 1
Biological process (GO): positive regulation of GTPase activity
Cellular component (GO): intracellular membrane-bounded organelle; cytoplasm; plasma membrane
Molecular function (GO): phosphatidylinositol bisphosphate binding; GTPase activator activity; phosphatidylinositol-3,4,5-trisphosphate binding
Source: RefSeq, a predicted model, not a curated record
UGACUGGGCCUCCUACACCCUGGGCGUGUUCAUCUGCCUGAGCUGCUCCGCCAUCCACCGCAACAUCCCGCAGGUCAGCAAGGUCAAGUCCGUCCGCCUGGACACCUGGGAGGAGGCCCAAGUGGAGUUCAUGGCCUCCCACGGGAACGACGUGGCCAGGGCCACAUAUGAGUCCAAAGUGCCAUCUUUCUACUACCGGCCCACGUCCUCCGACUGUCACCUCCUGCGGGAACAGUGGAUCCGGGCCAAGUAUGAGCGGCAGGAAUUCACCGACCCUGAGAAGCAGGAGCCCUACUCUGCAGGAUACCGAGAGGGUUUUCUCUGGAAGCGCGGCCGGGACAACGGGCAGUUUUUAAGCCGGAAGUUUGUGCUGACCGAACGUGAGGGAGCCCUGAAGUAUUUCAACAGGAAUGAUGCCAAGGAGCCCAAGGCCGUCAUGAAGAUUGAGCAUCUGAACGCCACCUUCCAGCCAGCCAAGAUCGGCCACCCUCACGGCCUGCAGGUCACCUACCUGAAGGACAACAGCACCCGCAACAUCUUCAUCUACCACGAGGACGGGAAGGAGAUGGCCGACUGGUUCAACGCGCUCCGGGCCGCCCGCUUCCAUUACCUGCAGGUGGCCUUCCCGGGGGCCAGCGACCUGGACCUGGUGCCGAAGCUGACCAGGAACUACCUGAAGGAAGGCUACAUGGAGAAAACGGGUCCCAAGCAGACAGAAGGCUUCCGGAGGCGCUGGUUCACUAUGGACGACCGGAGGCUCAUGUACUUCAAGGACCCCCUGGAUGCCUUCGCCCGAGGGGAAGUCUUCAUCGGCAGCAGUGAGAGCGGCUACACAGUGCUGGACAGGCUCCCGCCUUCCACCCAGGGCCACCACUGGCCUCACGGCAUCACCAUUGUCACGCCGGAGCGCAGGUUCCUGCUGGCCUGUGAGACGGAGCUGGAGCAGCGGGCGUGGGUGGAGGCCUUCCGGCAGGUGGUGGACAGGCCCAUGCUGCCCCAGGAGUACGCAGUGGAAGCCCACUUCAAACACAAGCCCUAGCAGGAGACGGUCCUGGAGGCCGAGGACGUGGACCACUUGACGUGGCUGGCGAGGCGGCGGGGGCUGCACUGUGGGGUCUGCCGACAGAGGAAGCCAGACAUCCGGCCCCGGCCCCGGCCCCGAGGGGCAGCCCAGACACGGCUGGGGGCCUGAGCUGCAGCCACCAGGACCUGUUUCUCUAGAACCUCAUUGUGGGCCGAACUGGCCUGACCUCCGACCCCGUCAUGCUGCUGUCCCUCCCUCCCUGCCCACUGAACACCCUUCCUGAGGGCCUGGCCGCCCAGACGCCCCUCACUGAGCCCCCUGCCACCACUCACCUGGGCAGGAGCCGCCCGACGAGGCUGGACUGUGGGGACAGCGGGCGGCCUGCAUGCCUCCCCGCGCCGCCCGCCUCCCCCAGCAAGCACUGAGUAUCUGCCCUGGGGUCAGGGCCCCCACCUGGUGCCCCAGCCCAGCCCUCCAGGCUGCCUGCC